Molecule: messenger RNA, 2285 nt
Organism: Schistocerca gregaria
Lineage: Eukaryota; Metazoa; Arthropoda; Insecta; Orthoptera; Acrididae
Product: probable tubulin polyglutamylase TTLL2
Exons: 5
Coding region: 153-1538 (461 amino acids)
Biological process (GO): protein polyglutamylation; microtubule cytoskeleton organization
Cellular component (GO): cilium
Molecular function (GO): tubulin binding; tubulin-glutamic acid ligase activity
Source: RefSeq, a predicted model, not a curated record
UCGAAGCAGUUGGUGUUCAGCUUAAAUAAUUUUAGAAUGAUUAUUUGUUACUCUUGACUGCAGCUUUUCUUUAUUCAAACAGACAUCGACUAAAUUGUUUUACUCGAAAGCGAUCGGCCAGGCUAUAUUACAACUUUUAGCUUGACUGAAUUAUGUUAAAGUACAAAUUCGACAGAAUUUAUCCGACAAUCUUGCGAUAUGUUUUGGAUAAGAGAGGAUGGAUAAGGGCUAAAGCGGAGGACCAAGACUGGAAUCUUUAUUGGAGAAACGGCCGCUUUUCGCUUCAGGAAGUAACCAAUGCCUUACCUCAUCAACAUUUUAAUCAUUUUAUCAAUUCUGGAAUGAUUACUCGAAAGGCCGGUACUACUCACUAUCUCAAGCAAAUGAGGAAAAUUUAUGGAGAAAUAUACGAUUUUAUUCUUCCUAGCUUUGUUCUAAACAAACGCAAUUUAGACGAAAUCGCAAUAAGGCUGAAUGAAGAGACGAACAGUCGUCUCUGGAUAGUCAAGCCUAGCAAUGGCAGCCAAGGAAAAGGAAUUCAACUGGUUUCCAAUCUAAAAGAUAUUCAACUUGUCGACCCCGAGAGAAUAUACGUUGCUCAAUUGUAUAUACCUAACCCGUGGCUCAUCAGUGGCUACAAAUUCGACAUCAGAAUUUAUGUUUUGGUCACCAGUUUUCACCCAAUGACUAUUUACCUUUACAAAGAAGGCUUGGUUCGAUUCGCUACUAAAAAAUUUGAACUAAAUUCUCAGCACGUUGAUUUGAAGUCUUUUGAAGAAAAGUACAGGCAUCUCACCAACACCUCUAUCAAUAAGUAUAGCCCAAUUUUUUUUUCCAACUCUAACAACUUGCUGGUCAGUGGUACCCAGCACCUUAAAGACAACUCUGGAGCCCACCUUGGAUCCCCAUCAGUAGAAUUUGACAAAGAAAUUACUCAGGCUUUAGGACUGGGCUCCAGUUUCAGAAGAACGCUCCGCCAGCUGGUCGGAUACAUGCAUCGACAAGAUAUGGAUUAUAGAUCCAUUUGGGAACAAAUCAAAAAGAUCGUCAUAUUGACUCUUUUGCCAUUGGCUGAGCACGUUCCAAAAACGCAUACUCGCUGCUUUGAGUUAUACGGGUUUGAUAUUAUGUUGGAUAGUUCGCUCAAGCCUUGGCUAAUAGAAGUCAAUUUUUCCCCUAGUCUGGGAGGCAAUAGCAUCACAGAUCAAAGCAUAAAAGAAGGGCUGCUUGAAGAUGUAAUUGAUGUUCUCAACAUUCGUCCAGCAAAGGCUGACCCGGCAUCUCCCAAUUUUGAAAAGGAGAAAUACAUCGAAGAGUUUUAUGAUUUUCUUGCGCGCGGUCCAUCCAGGAGAGAGGAAUGCGCAAAUGCCUCGUUCUCGCAAGCCAGAGGUAAUUUUGAAAUGAUUUUUCCGUUUAACAGGGAGACGUUGGAGAUUUCGAGCGACUAUGAAGAGCCAGAGCGUAUCAGAGAGCAAAGAGAAGCGAUUAUCAAUCAAGUUCAGAAAAAGUACAUAGCGCCUUUUAGAAAAAAUAACUGACUUUUUUGACAGCCAAGUGGUUAGGAAAUGCCGCCGAUUCCUAUUCACGCUAAAAAAAGAGGUGCCGAUAUUAAUCUGCCAAGCCUUCCGAUUUUUAGUAGUAGACAUUGAUUCCACCAGUUGGACUAACUCGUUUUCGGUCCAAUUACAACUGUUGAUGACCAAAUAGCUCUGCUCCGGUUUCAUGAGCGAGCACACUGCGCAGAUGUAGCGCAUUCGCAUAUCCUUCACGCAGUUCAAGCAUAUCGCAUCAAAUGUCCCUUUAUCGAAAAUUAGGUCGUAAUUCGAACUAAGCAAGGUGUUCUCGGAAAGGCCAGCCAGAUCCACAAUAUCAAGUACGAACAAAGAAACAGGGCAUUCGCUCAGUUUGAAUCUAGACCGUAAAAAUUUUUGCCCAAGCUCAAUACCAAAUUUCGAAUAGUCUACACCAUGCAAAGUUUUAAAGCUAUGUUUUUCAACAAGGUAAAUAAGGGUUUUUGCAUUCCCACAUCCAAUAUCUAGAAUUUUGGACUCUAAGCUUAGACCAGGAAAGGUUUGUGUGUUGGUAGGGUUCUCUCUAUCGCAUCCAAGCGCUAUCCAAUCACAAACCUUUUCAUUCACCUCUUCUCCGAACCAACAUUCACUAGUGUCCGCGUCUUCAAAGUCGAAUAGUUCCGCAGUGUAGAAUUCAUCCCAGCUAAAUAUGAGAGGUUAUGUAUCAGGUUAAUACAAAGGAGCAAUAAACUUAAAAUAACGCAGUCUGGAGCA